CGAGGCGCUUCCUGUCCGGUCAUUGUUCUGGCGCCGCUGGCCGCUGGCCGCGGGGGUCCGGCCCGCCGGCCUUCUGCCCCGCAGCCCAUGAGUCCUGCGGCCCGGCCUCUCCGCGGCGCACGGUGCAACGCGUGUUAAGGGUCUUCCUGCCUAGAAUUCGGCUAGUCGAGGAAAGAAGAACGUUUCAGAAUUAAAAUUUGUUGCAGGAGUGCAAGUAUUGCAUUUCUCAAGAAAUUCAAGACAGUACUCAUCCUGGCCCUGGGAGGAAACUCGAGAAGAUCCUGUUGAAAUUAAAAUUAGAUGGGGCUUGACCUCUGCCGGGCAGCCCUCAGCCGCAGGCGCUCUGCCGAGCAGAGAAGAUGACUGCAGAUUUGAAGGAGGCCAUGGCCCUGGCGCCUUGGGGCCCAGUGACAGUGAAAAAGGAGGAGGAAGAAGAAGAAAGCUUCCUAGGUCAGGCAUCCAGCCAGCAAGUGCGUUCUGACGACAUCAAAGCCGGGGCUCCUGGAGGGGAUCCUCGGGAAGGCCCUGAUGGGGCAGAGCAGGAGGAAAGGGGUCAGAACAUGUUCUGGGACAUGGCGGUAGUCCUGAAAGCAACGCAGGAGGUGCCUGCUGCUUCAACCCUCGGCAGCUACUCGUUACCAGGGAGUCUGGCCAAGAGCGAGGUACUGGAGACUCACGGGAACAUGGCCUCUCUGGGUGCUGAGACCAAGAACCCACAAUUAUUGGUUCCAAAAACUGAAAUAUGUGAUGAAGCAGAAAAACCCUUCAUGAUAUCAGGAAGGAUCCAGAAAGUUGAUUCUCAAGGACCUGAGUUCAAAGAAGCCUUCGAAAAAGGGAACAUGUUAAAGGGGCAGAGAAUAAAGAGGGAAAAGAAAGACUUCAGGCAAGUGACAGUGGAGGACUGCCAUGUACCUGGAAGCUUCAAAGAAGAAGAAGACCAGAAAUGUCAGAAAUCUGGGGAAAGAUACAACCGAAGUUCUGGCCCUGUUAAAAAGCAGAAAAGCCAACCUGGGCAGAAACCUUUUACUUGCAGCGUGUGCGGGAAAGGCUUUAGUCAGAGUGCUAACCUCGUGGUACAUCAGCGGAUCCACACUGGGGAGAAACCCUUUGAGUGUCACGAGUGCGGGAAGGCCUUCAUUCAGAGCGCAAACCUUGUUGUGCAUCAGCGAAUCCACACAGGACAGAAACCCUACGUUUGUUCCAGAUGUGGGAAAGCCUUCACUCAGAGUUCAAACCUGACUGUCCAUCAAAAAAUCCACUCCUUAGAAAAAACCUUCAAGUGCAGUGAGUGUGAGAAAGCCUUCAGUUACAGCUCACAACUUGCUCGGCACCAGAAAGUGCACAUUACAGAAAAAUGCUAUGAAUGUAACGAGUGUGGGAAAACAUUUACCCGGAGCUCCAACCUCAUCGUCCACCAGAGGAUCCACACCGGGGAGAAGCCCUUUGCCUGUAAUGACUGUGGCAAAGCCUUCACCCAGAGUGCCAAUCUUAUUGUGCAUCAGCGAAGCCAUACCGGUGAGAAGCCAUAUGAGUGCAAAGAGUGUGGAAAGGCCUUCAGUUGUUUUUCACACCUGAUCGUGCACCAGAGAAUCCACACUGCAGAGAAACCGUAUGACUGCAGCGAGUGUGGAAAAGCCUUCAGUCAGCUCUCUUGCCUUAUUGUGCACCAGAGGAUUCACAGUGGAGACCUUCCUUACGUGUGUAGCGAGUGCGGGAAGGCCUUCACCUGCAGCUCAUACCUGCUGAUUCACCAGAGAAUCCAUAAUGGGGAAAAACCUUACACGUGCAAUGAGUGUGGCAAGGCCUUCAGGCAGCGGUCGAGCCUCACCGUGCACCAGAGAACCCACACGGGGGAGAAGCCCUACGAGUGUGCGAAGUGUGGUGCAGCCUUCAUUUCCAACUCCCACCUCAUGCGACACCAUAGGACCCACCUCGCUGAGUGACGCGAAAGGAAGAAGGUGAUGUCCGGGCAUUGGUCACACCUGCUACCCCCCUGAUUAGACACCACUGCUUUGUUCUUCCUCCUUUGUGAAAAUGAGGCCUGCCGCCAUCUUAAAGAUAAUAGUUUUCAGGAGUGCAGCAAAGACAGCAUUUCAGAGGCUAACUUAAAAGGAAAGCUAAGCCCCUAAAAAGGCAAGGACUUUGUUUUUGACUGUCCCCUAAGUGGUGGUGGUGUCUGAAAUACCAUGUGGCUUUCUUAGGAAUGGAUCAUACAAAGCUAGAUGAUGAAGAUCCCACUUAGGGAAAGGUAUUUUUAAACUAAAUUUUGUGUGUUUUUUUGUUUUUGUUUUUUUUUUAAACCGGUAAUUUCUUGAGCAACGGGCAGGUUACUGGUAUAGGCCUGCCUGGUCGAAUUCUGGCGGUUUAAGCCCUUUAUCAUAGCAUUUGGUUAAGCAGCGACUAGUUAAGGAAAUCACUUUGGGUAGCAAUUCACCAACAACCCACCUAUGAAUAUUUAUAAGCUUUCCAUUCCCUAGUUAAUUAAAAAUAUAUAUUUUAAACCUAUUAACUGUCUACUGCUCCUCAAAUGGACAGAAGUAGGACAACGGCUGUGUCCCUCAUUCUAUACCUCAUGAACCUUGGAUGAGAAAGCUCUGGUGAGUCUCUUCUGACCCUUCCCUAGUCUACACGGCCAAACACUUGAGGUGUGAUGGAGAUUACACACUGGGGCCACAGAUGCUGCUGGGCUGUACUCAUUUGCUAAGAUGAACGGCUCUCCAAAGAAGCCCCAGCCCCCACUGCAUUCCAUUUCAGUGUGCUGCUCCUGACAGCCCCAUCCCAGGUAGGGGAGUCCAAGAACAAGCUGGCCUAGAGCUGCCUGCAUUUCCUCCGCUCACUGUGCAGGCCCAGCCAACCGGCUCGGUUAGUGUCAUUCUCACCUUUGUGGUCUUGAGAAGAAAAAAAUGGAGCCCUUCUAAUUCUGAGAGGGCCAGAGAGGGAAAGGAAAGGAGGGGUGGGGGCAGAGUGGGAUUCCUAAGGUCUUAAUUUUUUUGGGAGAAGUUCAAAGGUAUCGGAAUAUGGAAACUUGAGAAGGAUGAAGAAACUGGCUAAGGUAAGAUACCUUUGUUACCACUGAGCCUUUACUCCUGGAAAGUUAUUUAUAAAUCUAUGCAAUAACCAGAGUUGUGUAAUAUUGCCUUGUAUUUAUAUGGAAUUUUAUUCUUUGUGUACCUUCCUGUAUAACAUGAACCCAGCACUUCUCAUGUUUUUAUAUACAUAGGUCAUUACCUUAAUCCUUACAACACUGAAAGAGGGGUUUGCCCCAUUUACUUGUGAUUGGUCAUUUAAAGCAAGGCCACUUAACAAGUGAUGAAUGUUCAGAUCUAAGACCUAAGUCCAGAUUCUCCUUGUUCUGCCAUGCUGUUAGUCCAGCCACCGUAAUCCCACCUAGAUCUGUGGAGAACCUGAGAAAGGGGUGUGUAGUCUGCUUUUUAGGUAGGGAAGGCGACAUGCCAGCGUGUGUCUUAGGCAAUGUGACCAGCAAGCAGCAAAUCUAAGACUGGAAUUUUAAGUCUCCGGAUUUCUGGGUCUGUCCACCACCACCCCUCUCAGCACGCAAGAGCAUUUAUCAUAAAUGCUGCACCUAGUAGUAAGCAGUUUGGUGCAUACAUUUAUUGUCUCGUUUCUGCAAGACUGAAUGUUAAUUAACAUGAGGCUUUGUUUAUAGGGCACUUUCAUAUACAGAAGGCAUAUACAAGAAAGCUUAUUUAUCUCCUCUUUUUCUUCUUUCAGUAGUCUUUCUUCCUUCCAUAGUCUCAUCAGAGCACAUGAAACUUCCUUUCCCAGGGCAACUCUAAGUCAUAUGGACACAAACACAAGAAAUCGAUAGGAUUCAAAAGAGUAAAAAAAGUUCUCUGACCCUGAACAUGACUUUCGUGUUCCCCUGUCUGGGGGUGGAUAACACCACAUGUCUCCACUGACUAUCCUAGCAUGAUCAGGAAGCUCAAAAGGAGGAGAGCAAGUGUGAAGUUUUGGGAUAAAUCUCCGACCUUGAAGAAUGGUGUGCUUUCCUGGAAGAUAACACCUAGAAUUUAUAAGCAUUAAGACAGGUAAACUGUUUUAGCUUCAAAUUGUAUAUUCAUCCUCAUAAUUAAAUAUUCAGUUAUGGAUGAUUAUAAAUUCCCGGCUUAAGAUUUCCAUUCAUUGGUAUUUCAGAAAAGCCACCCAACUGGUUGGGAUAUAAAGCUAGGUUUGGGAAUCGGUGACCAAACCUUGCAGUAAAACAGUAGUUUUCCGCCUUGGCUGCAAGUCCGAAUCAUGUAGAGCUCUUUAAAAAUGUUUCUGUUUCCCAGGCCUUGUAUUUUGAAAUCUCUGAUGGGGAUCCUCUGUGCAACCAAGGUAAUGAGCCACUGCAGUCAAGUAAAGCCUGCAGGCCAAGGUGUGAAACCCAAUGCGGUGGGAGGCGGGGGUAGAAGAUCUGGAGCUGCAGUGUUCUAAGUGGUUUCAGCAAAACCAUGGGCCACCCUGCGGGUCCUUCUAUUAACCCUCUGUGACCUAACCUAACUUAGUUUGUAAUUUAAAUGAAUGUAUCAAAUAUUUAUCUGAGCAGACUAGGUUUUACAUGUGUUUCUUUCCUCAUUUUAUCAAGCUGACUGUUUAUAUUUCUGCUUGUAUUUCAUCUCCAGAUCAGAUUUCACAGACCUGCACCUGGGUUCGAACCUAGUGGGAUUGAAUACUAGACAGAUCAAAUCCUUCCCCAACUAAUAGCUCUUCCUCCCAGUUCAAUUCCAGCCCUAAAAUAAAUCACCUCCCACUUUUCUUCUGUACAGUUUGAUGGGGGAGGAGUGACCACCGUUGUUGGCUGAGCUGGCCUCCGUUUGGGGUUUUCUCCCCUUUCCUUUGGCUGGUCUUGCUAGACGUGGACGAGAGCUUUGAAGCCUCAUUCUGUUUGUGUUAAGAGCUGUCCGACUUGUAGUUGUCAAAGGGCCAGGCUUAGUGAUGGGCACUAAGGGUGAAGCAGGGAACCCUGUCCUCAUUCUUAAAUAAGACCAACAGAUGUGUAGUAAGUGGGGCGAGGUGCUGCGAUUGGAUGUGCUUUGGGAGUGUAGGGGAGAGACUUCAUCAGCACAUGCUUACGCAAACACUGGGCUGUGACUUUCUCCAGGCUCAGGAGGAAGUGUGCUUGGGCAGAUCUAAUCCUUCCUCUGUGCUCUGGAGCCCAUCUCUUCCUCGCCUAGGCAGGUGUCCUCCCAGUCUGUCGCUUCUCCGCUUGCUCCGUCCAGUGUGCCUAACCUCUCUGGGGUCACAGCCCCUGUGGGACUCUGAGGGAGGUUGUGGAUCCUCUUCUGGAGACAUGCAGAUGGCACAUGCAGUUUUGUGCUCAUUUCAGGGACAGUUAGGCUCCCCAAGGCCAAUCCACGGAUCCUCUCGGGCCUAAAGUCUCAGGUGGGGAUGCAUAUUCAUCACCAGUGACAUUUUAUAAAAUGAAGGGAGAUGAAUUUUGCUUCUGGCUUCUUUCCCUUAGCAAAUCGCAGCAUGGUCCAGCACCCAGACUAGAACUCCAGGAAGCAUUCCUGUGUAUCAUACAAAAUGAUACUGUAGAUCCUGCUCUCACUUUGUAGCAAACAUGGCCCUAGACCUUGGGUGCCAGAGCAAAUAAGGUCUAUCAAACUCUCUUCUCACAUCUUUUGUGGGAAACGGUCUGGAUCCCUUAACAUGAUUGACUAAGCUCUUCCUAGUCUCUCUCUGACUUCCUCUCUCCUUCCUGUGCACCUUUCCUGCAGUCUGGAGGCAUGUGCUUGCUGUGCUGUGUGCCUUCGCUCCCCGUCCUCGGUGCCUGCAGUACCUCACCACCGCUCCGCCCCGCCCUGCCUACUUAGCAGACUUAGGUUUCUUUUCAGAUUUGGUUCAAGUCCCAUCUCUGGGAAACCUUUCAUUGUCCUAUGGUGAAGGGCAUGUUUAGAAAUAUAUCUAGGAAUAUAGAAGAGCAUGACAUGAUAUAUAUCCAGAGUUUUACUUUAUGCUUUGAAAUUUAAAAAAAAUCUGUAUUCAAAAUUGUGUACAUAAUACAAUUCUUAUAUAAUGAUACAUAUACUAGUAAAAAGCAUAUAGAUAAAUUACCGGAAAGAAAUAGAAGAAAAGUUUUUAUGUGGUUACGUGACUUGUUCACAGCCAAACAGAUAGUAAAUUGCAGAGUUUAGGUUCAAACCCAGGUCCUGUGAAGAAUUGAAUUAUGGGUGAUUAAAAGCUGUUU
This is a messenger RNA of Pipistrellus kuhlii (Kuhl's pipistrelle), 6193 nucleotides long. RefSeq names its product zinc finger protein 35 (gene ZNF35). The transcript is spliced from 5 exons. The record is from RefSeq and is a predicted model, not a curated record. The coding region runs from base 360 to 1943 and encodes 527 amino acids. Gene Ontology annotation, biological process: regulation of transcription by RNA polymerase II. Gene Ontology annotation, molecular function: DNA-binding transcription activator activity, RNA polymerase II-specific; RNA polymerase II cis-regulatory region sequence-specific DNA binding. Gene Ontology annotation, cellular component: nucleus. NCBI's taxonomy places the organism in Eukaryota, Metazoa, Chordata, Mammalia, Chiroptera, Vespertilionidae.